Messenger RNA from Glycine soja, 1128 nucleotides. RefSeq names its product transcription factor MYB35-like. The record is from RefSeq and is a predicted model, not a curated record. NCBI's taxonomy places the organism in Eukaryota, Viridiplantae, Streptophyta, Magnoliopsida, Fabales, Fabaceae. The coding region runs from base 39 to 1061 and encodes 340 amino acids. The transcript has 3 exons.
UCCUUUGAAUCCUUUGUGAUCUUGGAUUAAAAAAUAAGAUGGCGAGGUCUCCUUCUUGUGAAAAAAUCAAUGUCAAAAGGGGUUUGUGGACUACAGAAGAAGAUACAAAGAAGCUUGCAUUUGGCUCCAAGCAUGGAUCUGGUAACUGGACUUCUGUCCCCAAAAAAUCAGGGCUCAAGAGGUGUGGAAGGAGUUGUAGGAUUAGGUGGACUAACUAUCCCAGGCCUGAUCUUAAAGACGACAACUUCACAACCCAAGAAGAAGAUCUAAUCAUUAAGCUUCAUGCAGCCAUAGGUAGCAGGUGGUCUAUAAUAGCCCAACAACUUCCUGGGAGAACAGACACGGAUGUAAAGAACUAUUGGAACUCAAAGCUGAAAAAGAAGCUCUCUCAAUUGGGGAUUGACCCUGUCACCCACAAGCCCUUCUCUAAACUCAUUGCUGACUAUGGAAACAUUGGGGGUUGCCAGAAACCAAGUACUCGAAUUGCUUCAAUCAAUAAGGACUUCAAGAAUGCAAUGAUGCUAAAAUCAGAAUCCCAUCAAACCCUGCCAGAGGGAUUUAUUACAAACAUCAAUGACCAACCAAAGCCACCACCCAAAAUGGAAACCACUGGAAACAACUUUUUGUUCAAUAGAACUCAUGGUGAUGACCUCUCAAUGAAUCUUGACCAGUUCCAAGCCAUAUCAAUGAAGUCGGGUGCCUCGAAUUGCAUAGACUUCGAGAAUGAGAUCAUGUCAGUGUCUAUGUUCGGGGAAGAUUGCUUUUCAAAAACUUCAUCACCAUCUACUCCUUCUACUUGUUCCACUACAGCUUUUAGUUGGAACGACUUCCUUUUGGAAGAUGCCUUUACACCACUUGCUAACCAAGAACAAGACUUGGUGAGUCAAAUAGAGGAUCUGACUUGGAAUAAGAUAGAGGUCAAGUCACUGCAAGCCUCAGGUAGUGACUUACAAUUUUCUUCAGCAUCUGACAUUUCAUUCAUGGAAGCCAUGCUUGAUCAAGAAAAUGAGAUGUUCCUAAGUUUUCCUCACCUUAUGGAGGAACCAUCCAAAUUGAAUUAAAUUUGGUGUUUUAACUACCUUAUUGUAUUUGUAUUCUAAUUGAGGAAUUAUCAAUGAAGUUUACAUU